Molecule: messenger RNA, 1254 nt
Organism: Penicilliopsis zonata CBS 506.65
Lineage: Eukaryota; Fungi; Ascomycota; Eurotiomycetes; Eurotiales; Aspergillaceae
Exons: 3
Coding region: 1-1254 (417 amino acids)
Biological process (GO): carbohydrate metabolic process; glycerol-3-phosphate catabolic process
Cellular component (GO): cytosol; nucleus; glycerol-3-phosphate dehydrogenase (FAD) complex
Molecular function (GO): NAD binding; glycerol-3-phosphate dehydrogenase [NAD(P)+] activity
Source: RefSeq, a predicted model, not a curated record
AUGGUUGGAUCUCUGGGACCGAAUUCGCGCAAGCACAAGGUUACGGUGGUAGGCUCUGGGAACUGGGGUACCGCAAUUGCCAAGAUUGUCGCUGAAAACGCCGCAAAUAGCAAUGGGAUUUUCGAGGAGAAGGUUGAGAUGUGGGUGUAUGAGGAGAAGAUCGAAAUCCCCGAAACUUCCCCCCACUACGAUGCUUCGUCCCCUCUCUGCCAGGGCGAGCAAAACUUGACGGAUGUGAUCAACAAGUUGAACGAGAAUAUCAAGUACCUCCCUGGGGUUCGUCUCCCCACCAACUUGCAUGCCAACCCCUCGCUGGAGGAUGCAGUCAAGGACAGCACGAUCCUUGUCUUCAACCUUCCCCAUCAGUUCAUCCUUAGAAUCUGCGAUCAGCUGAAGGGAAAGAUUCUGCCAUAUGCUCGUGGCAUUUCUUGCAUAAAGGGUGUUGAUGUGAACGAGAAUGGAAUCCACCUGUUCUCCGAGACCAUUGGUAAGAGACUAGGCAUCUACUGCGGUGCUCUCUCUGGUGCGAAUAUUGCCAAUGAAGUGGCCCAGGAGAAAUGGUCAGAAACGAGCAUAGCCUACGAUCCCCCUCAUCUUGACUCGAAGUGUCCUACUCCCCAUCGCUCUCCCAACUCCUCCACGGUUGAUAUUGUUGAGUUUGAGCACAAGGAUACCUCUGGUCAGAUCUCAGAUGUCAAGUUGCAGCCUGUACCCAACGAGUACCCUCCCGUCGACCAUGCGUUACUGAAGAGGCUUUUCCAUCGCCCGUAUUUCCAUGCCAGCGUGGUAAAUGACGUCGCCGGUGUUUCGCUCGGGGGCGCUCUCAAGAAUAUCGUCGCUCUGGCUGCCGGUUGGGUCGACGGUAUGGGAUGGGGUGACAAUGCCAAAGCUGCCGUGAUGCGUGUAGGCCUGUUGGAGAUGGUCAAAUUUGGCGAGAAGUUCUUCGGUGCCACCAUCGAGAACCGCACCUUCACGGAAGAAAGCGCCGGCGUGGCGGAUUUAAUCACCAGCUGCAGCGGCGGUCGCAACUUUCGCUGUGCUAGACUAAGCAUUGAGCGCAAUCUGCCCGUUGAAGAGAUCGAAAAGACCGAGCUCAAUGGACAGAAGCUUCAGGGCACCCUGACUGCCAUCGAAGUCAAUAGAUUUUUGAGUAAACAGGGUCUCGAAAACGAGUUCCCUCUCUUCACUGCUGUCUACCAAAUCCUGCAGGGUAAAAUGUCCGUCGCCGAUAUCCCCCAUCACCUCGAAUGCUAA